AUGCUCUCAGCCGUACAAGGAUUUGCUAACCGGCACCGCAAGGGUCUGGUCAUCACCGCCGGACUCACCGGAGGCAUCUACAUGAUGGGCAAGUACGCCAAGAGCAAGCUGAUCGAGUUCCACGAAAAGAGUGCCUCCGAACGUACUGCCAAAGAGAACAUAAAGCGUCGGUUUGAGCAGAACCAGCAGGAUUGUGUAUUCACGGUACUGUCACUCCUCCCGACCCUCGGCGACCAGCUCCUGCACGAACUUAACGUCGAAUUGAUCACUGCCAGGCUGCAGCAGACCCGGUCCCAGCGAUCGACUCCCGCACCCACUCCUGAUAGUUCCAUGAUCCUCCCGCCUAAAUCAGAAGAAGACGAGAACAAACAGGAGCAGGAAGGCUCUGCAGAGAACAAGGAGGAGCAGAAGGAGGAGCAGAAGGAGGAGCAGAAGGAGUCCGAGUUGGUCAAGGAUGGUCAGGAGGCUGCUGUUGCUGUUGAUGGUACGGAGGAACACACCAAGGAUGACAGCACGGAUUCUACGGCUACUUCGGACACCAAUGGCGACAGCAACCAGUCUACACAACCAAGCAGCACGGCGUCCGAGGCUGACAAGGACGAGACGACGACGGCAACUCAGGACGCGGAGGCUGCCAAGCCGGAAUCACAGGAUGCUGCUGCUGCAACUACCGAGACCACCCCCAUCGCCGCUGCACCUGAGACCAUUGUCAAGGAUGAGGCUGCUGUAACCAUUGAUCGCAAAACCAAGUUAGAGCUCUGGCAAGAGAUCAAGAUCAUGAGCUUCACCCGUACAGUCACGGCGCUCUACUCGCUGACUUUCUUGACGCUGUUGACGCAGGUGCAGCUCAACCUUCUUGGUCGCUUCACCUAUGUUUCUUCGGUGAUCGCUCUCUCCAACACCACCGACGCUUCCUACCGUGUCGAUGCGCCUGCAGUCAAGGGAUCCUUGUCAUCAACCGCAGGUCAAUUGGACUUUCAGACUGAAAAGAAGUAUCUGACCUUCAGCUACUGGCUUCUGCAUGAGGGCUGGCGCCGCUGGAGCGAGAAGGUCCGCGACGUAGUUGAGGAUGUUGUCGGGGGUAUCUCGCUGAAGAAGACUUUUACGUCCAAUGACUUUUCAGAUCUCCUUGAAGAGAUCCGUUCUCGUCUCGAGUACACCGAGGAUAUGGAAGGCGAGCGUGUCCCAGUCAACAUGCGUGAGUACAUGCUGCCUGAUGAGGCAUCAGACGAGCGUGAGGUGCUGCGUGCAGGCGGCGUGGACGAAUUCGAUCUGGUGGUAGACCCAGUGCUUCGGAACUUGUUGGAUGAGACCCGCGAUUUCAUUGAUAGCGCCGAUUUUACUACCGUCCUCAGCUCAACCUUGACCGCGACUUUCGCCCGCUUCAACCUCGCCCUCCAACCCACCUUUAACCCCUUCCUCCUCUCGCCACCUCAAUCUGGAAACAGUGCAGUGAUUGCAGAGAUUGAGGAUGAUGAGGAUAUUGACCGUGCGGUGUCCCUGGUGACGUUGUUGCCAUUGGUCACAAGACAGGCCCACAAGGUUAUCAACGGUGUUCCCAACGAAUAUGUCGAGAGUCUGGCGAUGGUCAAGGAACUGCAGGCUUUCUCGGCGAUUGUGUAUUCUUCUUUUAGCGAACAGCUCGUCGACAACUAA
Messenger RNA from Linnemannia hyalina, 1656 nucleotides. NCBI's taxonomy places the organism in Eukaryota, Fungi, Mortierellomycota, Mortierellomycetes, Mortierellales, Mortierellaceae. The record is from the annotation of a GenBank genome assembly.